ACUGUUUGGUUCGGCUAUUUCUGACUGUAGUUUCGUAUUUUAUUAGAAGAAAAUAAUGUCUUUUAAAGGUGAUUUACGCCAAUUAUUGAAGCCAUACUAUUGGGUCAAUAUCCUGUUGAGCAUUUCCUAUGUUUUGUGUAAGCGUACAGCUAUUAUUUGUAAUUUCUUGUUCCCUAAUGCGGAUUGUGAAUUAGAUAGCCGUGAAACGGAAAUUCUCUUUUUCCUAAUAAUAGUGGUUAUGUUAAGGACGAGGAAGGCCGGUAGUGUUACUAUGGUGAAUUAUCUUUCGUCUUCUUUUGUGUAUACCAAGAUUGCGAACCUUAUACUUUGGUUAUAUGCGGAUAUAAGAUAUGGUCUCCCUUAUGGUGCUUUAGUCAUUCUCGCUGCCCUGCUGCUGCCGGAGCCGACGUACCUCGGUCCCGAACACGUGACCUACUUCCGCGGACCACAGACUCUCGACGAGGAACUUAAGAAGAAUAAAGGCACGACGUGGUUGAUUUGCUUGUACGCGGCGUGGCACCCUGCUUGCGUGAAUUUCGCUCCAGUCUUCGCCGAGCUCUCCGCUUCGUACAGCUUAGACAACUUAAAGUUUGGAAAACUCGAUGUUGGCAGGUACCCUGAGGCGGCGGCUAAAUAUCGCGUACAAGACGGUCCGGCUAGCAGGCAGCUACCCACUGUGCUCAUGUUGUCAGCGGAUACUGAACACGCACGGAGACCACAAGCGGAUCGCACUGGAAAACUACAGAAAUUUUUAUUCUCCAAAGACAACAUGAAAGCAGCAUUCGAUUUAGACGGCCUCUAUGAAGAAUGCAAAGAGAAGUUGGCCGCUACAAAGAGUAACAAGAAAACUGAUUAAAUUUAGUGCCAUAGUAAAGUCAUUGCAAUUUCACAUUAUUUACUACAAAGGCAUUGACGACAUGACAAUUAUUAUAUGUAUUUUGCUACCCUGAGUAGUAAAUGAUAAAGCUUCAAAAUUCAUAAAAACUAAGUACCAAACUAUUAUUAUUCUUACAAGUAAGCAUAACACCAGACUAUAUUAUAAUAGAAAGGCGAAAACACAAAAGAAAAUUAGGAACAAAGAUAAAUGUAAACAAGUGUAUUGCGAAGAUAAAACUUAAUAACCUUUUGAGUCGCAAUGAGAACCAAAGUUCAAGACCAAAAAGAUAAUAAGCACACAAGAUUAGCAAGCAGCAGCUGAUGCCAUAUGGGUCGUCUAGCCAACGUCCUCUAAAGCAGCCUUUUCCAAAGUGACCGAUGGCGCCCCCUAUUGGGCGUUGUACACCUACAGGGGGCGGUAAGAAACCAAGAAAAAAUAGGGGCGCUGUGUAGAGGCUUAAGGGGAGGUUUGUAAUUUCAUCUCUUUGACGCCGACAGAGCUCUCGACUCUCCGCUACAACUUAUAAACAUCAACAUAAUAAUUAAGAGAUUUCUCAAACUAAUAACAAACUGGUCAAUAUUUCUCUCCAUGUAGUUGAUAUAAGUAUAUCUGCCCUGUUUUAUUGAAUAAUAAUGAUGUCAUCCGGUCGCACUGUUUUCAAGUCUCGUUUAGAAUGAAGGUUUAAUCUCCACUAAUAUAGCUCCCAAUAAUUAAUUGAAUUCAAUUUGAAGUUAUAGUGGCUUUUAAGACGUUGAAAAAAUUAGGGCGGUAAAAAAUAAUCUAUUUUCAAAGUUGGCAGUAGACGAAAUAAGUUUGGGAAACCCUGCUCUGGAGUAUACAAAGGAAGGAACUAGAUGAAAGAAUCUGAAGACGGCAAAAUGACAAGAAUAGCUUACGUCCAGUGGUCUGCUGCUUUAAAGCGUUAAUUAUGUUGUUAUAGUAGAAUACAUCUGCUGUCUUUAAUACCCACUAAUACGUCCUUGACCGUCGUGCUGGGUCACGGCUCUGUCUUCCUAUUCGAAUCCAUCUAUAGGGCCUAUCCAUCAGUAGGCUGGCGACGAUGAUGAUAGAAGAAUGUGUUGCAACGCAUUUCAAUGUUUAAUGGAAUGUUUUAUAAUAAAUAUACUCAAGUGCCAUAGACCCUGUUGAGGACACCAUAGGAACUGGCAGUUUGGGGAAGAAAUAGGAAAUACAUCUGUAAAAAAUACAAUAGAAAACGAAAGCUAAGAUUCUAACGGUGAUGAAGCAGCAAUGACAAGAAUUGACUUAUACAAAUAUAUGGUUUGUCUCUAUCUAACAGGCCCUUUCAGCCCUGCGAUUCUGUAAAAAUCCUAACCCGAAUUCGAAUUCACUCAGGGUGUCAGAAUUCAUCUGCUCAACUUUGAAUAGGGAAUAUGCACAUUUUUGGAAAAUCUUUUUAUAUGAUAAUUUACAUCGAUAUAUAACUGUAAAAAAAUACCCGGCACCGAAAAAAUAAAAUGUAACAUUAAUUAUUGAUGAAAAUAAGUAAUAUCUACGAGCAGUUUAAACACCGGUAUUUUUGGCGCGCUCGUCGUGACGUCAAAGUACACGACUAGAGAUAUGACACUAAAUCAAUAUGGAUUUUUAGUGAGUGAUAAUUAUUCAAUUACCCAAAUCAAUUAACAACUAACCGAUUUUUUAAGUAUAAUAGACUUUUUUAAUAAAUCAUAUAAUUUACCAAAUAGGUGAAAUAAAAACAAAAGCCUAAAAAAUCAUUUAAAUUGUAAUCAGUUGUGUAUUUUGCGAUAUUGAUGUUAUUGCAUCGAUGUUAACUUUUUGUAACAACGACAUCCCUAUACGUGUACAUUUUCUUCACAUCCGCUGUGACAAGUAGCAUGGCGUUUAAAUAUUUUAAAGUUACCGCAUUUAUUUUGCACUUUUUAAUAAUGAAAAAUAUUUAGAUAGACUUUAUUCUAAAGCAAUAACGAUUGUAAUAAAAUAUAUUUAACCGUUUUUUGAAUCGGACGCGUAUUCCCUAUUGGUAAUAACGUUUCGUGGCAUAAGUGAAGUGAGUUUCGAAAUCACAUAGGAAUAGAAUAAUCUGAGGUACUUAAUUCAACCAAUUUUGUUUUGUUUAUUUUUAUACAAAAAAUGGAAUCAAUAGAAUUUCUUCACUUAAUUACGUGAAUUCGGGCACAUGAGUGCAUUCGAAUUCGGGUCUGAUUUUUACAGAAUUGCAGAGCUGAUUAGAAUGUCAGAUUCUCGAAAUGUCAUAUCUCUUAUAUUGUUAACCAAUCUGUGUACAUAUUCAAGACACCCAUCAUGAUAGUAGAUUGGCUAUUUCGAAAAUUUUACAUUUGGUAAAUGGACAUUUUUAAAUGGCACCGGGGAAAAAAUUGGAAAAUUUCUGACAAGGAUAGAACCGUGUGAUCAGGAGCUUUCUCAAAUUAGAUUUUAAAAUUUACGCUAUAGCUAUGAUUUUUUUGUAAAUACGGACAGUUUUAUUUCGUGAAUCUAAAACAUAAUCGAUCUGAUUUACUUAUAGGAAUCUAUAUACAUAUUUUUAAACUUCGUUCAAUAUAUUAACAUUGUGUUCAUUAUUUAUUGAUUUUGUAGAUUGUUUUUGUUAAUAAAUGAUCUUUAU
Molecule: messenger RNA, 3482 nt
Organism: Diatraea saccharalis (sugarcane borer)
Lineage: Eukaryota; Metazoa; Arthropoda; Insecta; Lepidoptera; Crambidae
Source: the annotation of a GenBank genome assembly